Messenger RNA from Sycon ciliatum, 2259 nucleotides. RefSeq lists its product as uncharacterized. The record is from RefSeq and is a predicted model, not a curated record. The transcript has a single exon. NCBI's taxonomy places the organism in Eukaryota, Metazoa, Porifera, Calcarea, Leucosolenida, Sycettidae. Bases 1 to 2259 code for a protein of 752 amino acids.
AUGACCGCCAUAACCACGACGAAUGUGACCGGCAGCUUGAGGCCGAUCGAUUGGAACGAUGCAGCCGCCAGAUACACCCAUCUGCAAGACAUCAAGUUCCCCAAGCCUGCUGACCCGAGGGUGGUCGACAUUCUCAUUGGUCUCGAUCAUGCGGAGUUCCAUACAGCCCUGGAAGAAGUGCAAGGAGAACAACGUGAACCCAUAGCUCGCCGAACAGCUCUCGGAAGGACCUGUGUCGGGAUCGUCGACAAGUCGGCCAGGGCCACGCUGUUCUGCCAUCACAGUGACGUGUUCGUGGCGGAAACCAGCCAUGACAGUCUAGAGGGCUUGGUCCGACAGAUGUGGGAGAUGGAUAGCCCCCGAGAGGCGAUGCAGUCCACGGAGGAUUGCGAAAUCAUCUGUAGUGCACGGGCGACCUUGUCUGGAGUCGGCACCGGAAGGUAUACCGCGGGACUUUCAUGGAAAAGGAAGCCAGCGAUGCGUAACAGCAGCUAUGACAUGGCGCUGAAGCGAUUGCGCUCAACAGAACGGAGGCUCAGGAAGGAACCAGACGUUGCUAAGGAGUACCAGCGGGUGUUGCAGCGGCACCUCGAGUGUGGCUAUGUCAGCGAGGUCGAAAACAUCGACGGGAGACCUGAAGGGUGGAUUCUGCCGCACCAUCCGAUCACCCGGCCCGACGCGACGACAACAAAGGUCAGAGUAGUGUUCGACGCCUCGGCAACAGCAGGAGAACUAUGCCUUAAUGAUUGCCUUCAUGCCGGCCCAAAGCUCCAGCGAAGCCUUCAGCAGAUUCUGCUGCGAUUCCGUCGCAAGGCUGUCGCCCUCGUCGCCGAUGUCGCUGAGAUGUACUUGCAGAUCGAGCUGCGGCCGGAAGAUAAACCAUACCAUCGGUUUCUGUGGCGAGACUUGGACACCGACAAGGAGCCCAGCGUGUACCAGUACAAUCGUGUGGUAUUUGGAGUGAAUGCGUCUCCUUUCCUGGCGCAGUUCGUCUCGCAGGAGCACGCCCGUCAACAUGCUGUCGAGUACCCGAUGGCGGCCGAGACGAUUCUCGAAUCCACCUACAUGGACGACUCCAUGGACUCGGUAGAAGAUGAAGAUCAAGCGGUGGAGCUGUACCACCAACUGUCCAAGUUGUGGAAACUCGCUGGAAUGCACGCGCGUAAGUGGGUCUCCAACAGCAGCAAGCUACUAGCCGUGAUUCCUGCCGAGGAUCGAGCGAAGCAAGUCGACCUGUCCAGUGGGACCCUGCCGACGACCAAGACCCUAGGCGUCCUGUGGCGAGCAGACGACGAUGCCUUCACGUUCAAGUGUAAACCUCCGCCGUCGGCAGCCUGUGUCACGAAGCGGCAGUUCCUGCGCAACAUGGCUACGCUAUUCGACCCACUUGGAUUCGUCACCCCAUUCAUCAUGUCGGCAAGGGUGCUGUUCCAGGACGUGUGGAUCGCCGGAACUGACUGGGAUGAGCAUCUGGCAGAAGACGUCCAGCUAAGGGCUCAGCAAUGGUACAGCGGUCUGGCAGCCCUAGAAGCGGUGGAGGUGCCUCAGUGUCUUGUGCUGCAGAAGGCAGAGGCUGUCACCAGCACGGAGCUCCAUGUUUUUGGCGAUGCAUCUCAAGUGGCGUACGGAGCGGUGGCCUACCUGCGGGUUACUUAUCAAUGUGGAGAAGUGUCCAGCCGUCUGGUAUGGUCUAAAGGCAAAGUGGCCCCACUUGGCAGUGUGAGUAUUCCGCGACUGGAGUUAUCUGCAGGUGCUAUGGCGUGUCGACUCGGAAUGUCGAUUGCUAAGGUUCUCUCUAUUCCUCGCGAGAAGGUGGUACUGUGGACGGACAGUAUGAAUGUGCUGUGCUGGGUUCGCAACCGCAGCCGCUUGUUCAAGCCAUACGUCGCUAAUCGAGUGAGUGAGAUCCAGCAGCAAACCGAGCCGUCCCAGUGGCGCUAUGUGCCGACUGCCGUUAAUCCAGCCGACCUGAUAUCGCGAGGAACGUCUGCGGAGUCCUUAGUGUCUAGCGUCCUGUGGUGGGACGGACCAGAGUUUCUGAGCAAAUCGUCAGAAGAGUGGCCUAGUCAACCUACGUCCGUCAAGUCGGCAGCUGCUACUAUGGAGAUUCGGUCAGCAGCCCGUCAGCUCACCGGCGGCGACUCACUCGGUGGCGUCGACUCGUUCUUCAUAUUCCAUAAAAAGACCGCGAUUGGAGACUCAAUCCGACGCGUUUCUCGUCCUGGCAACGCCUUAUCCGCAUCACAGCGUUGGUGGUGA